AACACGCAUGACGAGGGCUGUUAGUGUCAAUCCUCGGGUGUAGAGGCUGGAAGGAAUUUAGUUAGCGAGCACGCAAUUUGUUAGAAAGACAAGAAAUAGGAUCCGCCGACUGGAUCAAAGCACUCGUCCAUUUGAACGUGUGAAAGGGACGCUAACGAAACAUGAUGUCAGUUUUGGGAAGCGCGAGUCGGCUCAUUCAACUUGCCAGGUGCAGUAAUACCAUAAGGAUGUGUGUUACGACAUCUCUCAGAAGACAGUCUACUGCAACCGCUGCAGCCUUCGCCCAGCCAGCCUCCACUGCAACCCCAGAAGCUGUGGAAAGCAGAAAGCCCAAAACAGGGAUUCUGAUGAUGAACAUGGGAGGACCUGAGAAACUGGACGAUGUUCAUGAUUUCCUGCUGCGCCUCUUCUCCGACACCGAUCUGAUGAAGCUUCCUGUUCAGAAUCGACUGGGGCCGUUCAUAGCGAAACGGCGUACCCCUAAGAUCCAGGAGCAGUACAGCCGGAUCGGAGGAGGCUCCCCCAUCAAGGCCUGGACCACCAUGCAAGGAGAGGGCAUGGUCAAACUGCUGGAUGAGAUGUGUCCGGAAACGGCUCCUCACAAGUUCUACAUAGGGUUCCGCUACGUGCAUCCUCUGACCGAGGAGGCUAUCGAGGAGAUGGAGAAGGAUGGGGUUGAGAGAGCAGUGGCCUUCACCCAGUACCCACAGUACAGCUGCUCUACCACAGGCAGUAGUCUGAAUGCUAUCUACCGGUACUACAGCGGCAGAGCAGACAGGCCUAAGAUGAGGUGGAGCGUCAUCGACCGCUGGCCCACACACCCCCUGCUGGUCGAGUGUUUCUCCCAGCAUGUCCUCAACGAGCUGAAGAAGUUUCCCCCAGAGAAGAGGGAGGAUGUGGUGAUCCUGUUCUCAGCUCACUCACUACCCUUGUCUGUGGUGAACAGGGGAGAUCCGUACCCUCAGGAGGUUGGAGCCACGGUGCAGAGAGUCAUGGAAAGACUACAGCACUGUAACCCCUACCGUCUGGUCUGGCAGUCCAGGGUGGGUCCUAUGCCAUGGCUGGGCCCUCAGACAGACGAUGUCAUCAAGGGUCUGUGUGAGCGGGGGAAGAAGAACCUUCUGCUGGUCCCCAUCGCCUUCACCAGCGACCACAUCGAGACGCUGCAUGAACUGGACAUCGAGUACUCUCAGGUGCUGGGAGAGGAGUGUGGUGUGGAAAACAUCCGAAGGGCUGAAUCUCUGAAUGGAAACCCAAUCUUUUUCCAGGCUCUCGCUGACCUGGUCCAAACCCACCUGAAGUCAGACGAGCCCUGCUCCCGUCAGCUCACCCUGCGCUGCCCACUGUGUACCAACCCCACCUGCGGAGAAACCAAGGCCUUCUUCGCCAAUCAGAAAUGACCCUCCUCCUCCUCAACCAUCUACUAGUGUUGCAAACUGCAGGUUACUAUCUCAAAAGUCCUGGUUUCCCUGAAAUCCUACUUGGAUGAUUCUGAAUUUCCUGUUUAUUUCUUCCUGAUUCCUGGAUUCUUCCAACCGGGAUUUCUGGAAAAGCUGGGAGUUCUGAGAAAGUCACCAGAAUUGUGGCACCCUACUCUCCAUCCAACUGUUACUACGGGACCAAGCACACGUUUCUAAGUAACCACCAUAAGAAGAAGCAGACAAACUAGUAAACAAGCUGUCAGUACGCACAGUGACGAGAAGAGGAGUUGCACUUAUUUUGUCCCCCAGCCGCUCGCUUACAUUCCAUCCGUUGAAUCCCUGGAAAACUAGAAUCCUUUCAAAGAUGAAGAGAAACUGUAUCCUUUCUCACCUGGUGCUUGUCCAGUUGGUUGUACGCCAAUGCUCUGGGACAGUUGUGAAGCGUGCUCCCCCUCCAUUUUGGUAUGUCAUCCACAGUGUCUCUUUGAGACCCUUUCUGUAGUCUGGAGGACUGUCCCCUGCUUUGAGACCCUCUCUGGUGUCUGGAGGACUGUCCCCUGCUUUGAGACCCUCUCUGGUGUCUGAAGGACUGUCCCCUGCUUUGAGACCCUCUCUGGUGUCUGGAGGACUGUCCCCUGCUUUGAGACCCUCUCUGUAGUCUGGAGGACUGUCCCCUGCUUUGAGACCCUCUAGUAUCUCCUCUCUGUCUUUAGAGUAUCCCUGCAUCCAUCCUUGUAGAGCCUCUCAUCCAGAGUUGAUGCUCUUACCUCUCCCACCCAGCAACCUCCUCUUACCUCUCCUCUGACCUCUAAUCUCUUAUAGGGCACCAUCACCCCUGGCACCACUUCUACAAAGUGCUGCUGCACAUCUUGCCCCUGCAUGAGUCCCUGUCUAUCCCCGGCCGGCCUCUCACCUCCCUGCUUCGGUGCUGCAGGGUCCUCCAUUCCUGUCUCUCCCCGGCCGGCCUCUCACCUCCCUGCUUCGGUGCUGCAGGGUCCCCCAUCCCUGUCUCUCCCCGGCCGGCCUCUCACCUCGCCUCACUCAGCUCUGAACCUGCUACCGGUCAAAGUCUAACUAUGGUCUCCAUGGCCUUGUCCACCUAACCUGAGCUGAUAGCACUGUGUUAUAGCUGCUGCUGUUUAGACAGACACAGACAGAUGCUUAGCGACUAGCAUGCUUCUCCUUUGUCCUCGGUCGGUCAAGCACUCAGAGUAACAUGACAUAACGUGCCUUUUUACACUUUCUCUUUGAACAUUAUGGAUUCAACUCUGUGCUUUAUAUGUAAUUUACUAAAAUGUGAUAAUUACCAGGGUCGUGUUCAUCAGGGCACACCGUAACUAAACAAGAAAAUGAGUGUUUCAUAUUGGACGAGUUCGGAGAGUACGCCUCUGUUUCGGGCAUAUUCUUCCGUUAACGUGCCUGCUGAACACAAUCCAGAUUCUAAUGUAUUUAAGAAGUCAUCAACCAUGUUGAAGAAUCUUGAUGUGUACGAAUUGAGGUUUGUUUUUAGAUGUGUGGAUACCAUAGUGUAAUAAGACAUUAUACAAUGGCAUUGUUGAAUACUCGUGUCUGAUUUGGCUUGAAGGACAUUCUAGAGCGUGCAUUAUUUCCCUAUAACGCAUGGCGUAUCAGCACGGUAGAAUUCAAUGGCUUUAGUUCAUUCUUACAUGUUCUAUAUGUUUGAGUUUGCUUUUGAAAGCAAAAGUCGAUUUUAAAACAUUGGCAGUGUUGAAUUCUAUUUUCAUAAUAGCAAGUUAGAACUGAUGGUUUGGUUAGCUAAAGGAGGAAGUCUGUUUGUUUGGUUACCACGGCAACUACUGUAACACACCUUCCACGUCAUUAUUUUCCGUAGAUCGCAUAGCCCUCGUUGAUUAUCCCUUACAGAUAUGAUGUGUAUAUGUAUGAGAUGCCACUUCAUGUUACAUCAUUGUCAUUUUUUUGUGGUUGUUUUAUUUAUUUGUCAUAUAUUUUUACUGGAAUACAACAUUAACAACAAGUCUUCCAUCAAAUCUAAUAAAAUGGACAACAUGAAAA
Molecule: messenger RNA, 3455 nt
Organism: Coregonus clupeaformis (lake whitefish)
Lineage: Eukaryota; Metazoa; Chordata; Actinopteri; Salmoniformes; Salmonidae
Gene: fech
Product: ferrochelatase
Exons: 11
Coding region: 162-1400 (412 amino acids)
Biological process (GO): heme biosynthetic process
Molecular function (GO): protoporphyrin ferrochelatase activity
Source: RefSeq, a predicted model, not a curated record